UACUCCGUACUCGUCUACUGAGUACCGACUACUGAGUAGUUAAGUUCCCCAAAACGAGAAAAAGUGUAAAGCAGUUGGGUAGUAGGAGGACCCCAGUAAAGGCAAGAGGUUAUCUGAAUGUGAUAAAUUCCACCCAUAAGUCGUUCUCUACCGCGUGCUGGUGCUUAUACAACAUGCAAACCAUUCUUCAACUGUUCCUCAUCUUCUCCAAAUAACCCCACUCACUCAAGUCUCAAGAUUUUCCAUUUCACUGAAUCAAUGCAUUUGAGUCACUCAGCUGCCACCAAUUUCGUGUAGGUUCAGAACAUUAAUUUAAAUGGCCACUAUAUCCAUAGCAGCAGGGCAUUGUGCUAGAGGAAGGGAAGUUGAUGAACUUUUUCACACUAAAUCAAGCUCAUACUUUGGCGAUGGCAAUGACAAGGAGGUUGUUCUUGCUAGUAAUUUUCUUAAAGGUAAAAUCAUGAGCCUAAAUAUGUGUGUGUUACGGCCCUUGGAACGCUCUAUGGUUAGGAGAAACAGAAAAAGGAUGAACAUUGUUGCCAAAGUUAAGAAAGGCAAGAGUCAUGACUACCCUUGGCCGGAUGACAUUGAUCCUAAUUUAACGAGUGGACAUUUGAAGUACCUCUCACACUUCAAGCCUUUGGAGGAUAAACCGAAACCUGUGACACUUGCGUUUGAGAAACCCUUGGUUGAUCUCGAGCUAAAGAUCAUUGAGGUACGUAGAAUGGCAGACGAAACUGGUCUAGAUUUCAGUGGUCAAAUCAGUGCUUUGGAGUCCAAGUAUCAACAGGCUUUAAAAGAUCUGUACACCCAUUUGACACCAAUUCAACGCUUGAAUAUCGCUAGACAUCCCAACAGACCAACUGUCCUAGAUCAUGUUCUAAACAUCACAGAAAAGUGGGUUGAACUCCAUGGAGAUCGUGCAGGCUAUGAUGACCCAGCUAUAGUAACUGGUAUAGGGAGCAUCAAUGGUAGAAGCUAUCUGUUCAUCGGGCAUCAAAAGGGAAGAAAUACAAAGGAGAACAUUUAUCGUAACUUUGCUAUGCCAACUCCUCAUGGGUAUAGGAAGGCUUUGCGCAUGAUGAAGUAUGCCGAUCAUCAUGGUUUUCCCAUAAUUACACUUAUUGACACACCGGGAGCUUAUGCUGAUCUCAAAUCAGAGGAACUUGGUCAAGGUGAAGCUAUUGCUCAAAACAUUAGGUCAAUGUUUGGACUGAGAGUACCUAUUAUAACAAUAGUAACUGGUGAAGGUGGUUCUGGUGGAGCUCUUGCCAUUGGCUGCUGCAAUAAAUUGUUUAUGCUUGAGAAUGCUGCUUUCUAUGUUGCUAGCCCUGAAGCAUGCGCUGCAAUAUUAUGGAAAUCAGCCCAAGCAGCUCCAAAGGCUGCUGAAAAGCUGAGGAUAACAGCCAAAGAACACCUCCGGCUUAAAAUUGCUGAUGCUAUCAUUCCUGAGCCGCUUGGAGGAGCACAUUCUGAUCCUAUUUGGACAUCUCAGCAGAUAAAGACUGCCAUUCUACAAGCUAUGGAGGAACUGGGUAAGAUGAGUACAGAGGAAUUGCUUCAACAUCGUAUGCUCAAAUUCCGUCAUAUUGGCGGAUUUCAAGAAGGCAUCCCAAUUGAUCCAAAGAGGAAAAGAAAGAUGAAACCUUCAGAGGUUAAUGUGACAACAUUUUCUGAUAUAGAGACUGAACUUGAGAACUUAAAAAAGAUGAUUCUAGAAACAAAAGGAUCAGAUGAACAAACGGCCUUAACAAUGGAAAAGCUACAAGCAGAUGUUGACAAAGAGAUGACAAAAGCGUUUGUAUCCAUGGGCUUACAAGGGGAACUUGAAUCACUCAAUUUAGAGUUAGCUAAAUCUUCAGACCCGCUUUUGAGCCUUGCUUUAAGGGAAAAAGCAGAUAGACUGAUGCAAGAAUUCAAGCUUAAACUGUCUAAACCAGGUGAGUUUAUGGGGUUAAAAGAGAAGCUAGCAAAGCUUGAAACAGUAAAUAGACUCUUAGACUUCAAGGUAAAAGGUGAAAAGAUAAAAGCAGACAUCAAUGAGAAAGUACCGGAAACCGUUAAGGAGAAGUUGUUGCUGCUAAAAACUGCUCAAGAAAAACUACUACAAGGCGAAGAGAUAGAUAAGGAAAUAAUAGAAGAAAUAGAGACUGCAAAAAAAGAACUUGAGGAGGUUUUGAAAUCAUCUAACUUGGAGAUUGUUGGUACGACAAAGCGAGUUGAAAGAAGUUCUUAUGAUAUGAACAUGAACAAGAAUCUUUCAGUGUUGAACGGUGAGAUAAAUGCACAAAUCGAAAGGGCUAUAGAUGAGGCAGGUCUUCGAGAGAAAAUAGAGGAACUGAAGACAGAGAUUGCUGAAAACUCGAGCUUGGAAAAGGUGGAAAGAUUACAGGACGAAAUAAAGGAGAAAAUUGUAGCUAUUAUGAACGUUGAAUCUUUGAAAGUGAAGGUUGAUAAUCUGAGAAACGAGUUGGCGUCUUCUCCACAUGAAGUUUUUCAAGGUGACAUUGGUGCAUAUAAUGGAAGACCAUGAUUAGAAAACCUAAGAGUUUGUGUAAAUAUAAUGUCAAAGAUAAUUUGGAUUAUUGUGAACUAUAAGAAUUCCAACUAGUUUUGUGUAAAUUUAUACUUCUAUUCUAAUCUUUCAUUGAAUGUUUGAGAGCGACUUA
Molecule: messenger RNA, 2669 nt
Organism: Spinacia oleracea (spinach)
Lineage: Eukaryota; Viridiplantae; Streptophyta; Magnoliopsida; Caryophyllales; Amaranthaceae
Product: acetyl-coenzyme A carboxylase carboxyl transferase subunit alpha, chloroplastic
Exons: 11
Coding region: 317-2533 (738 amino acids)
Biological process (GO): fatty acid biosynthetic process
Cellular component (GO): acetyl-CoA carboxylase complex
Molecular function (GO): acetyl-CoA carboxylase activity; carboxyl- or carbamoyltransferase activity
Source: RefSeq, a predicted model, not a curated record